Messenger RNA from Pyrgilauda ruficollis (rufous-necked snowfinch), 12290 nucleotides. RefSeq names its product pleckstrin and Sec7 domain containing 3 (gene PSD3). The record is from RefSeq and is a predicted model, not a curated record. NCBI's taxonomy places the organism in Eukaryota, Metazoa, Chordata, Aves, Passeriformes, Passeridae. Gene Ontology annotation, biological process: regulation of ARF protein signal transduction. The coding region runs from base 55 to 3153 and encodes 1032 amino acids. The transcript has 16 exons. Gene Ontology annotation, molecular function: guanyl-nucleotide exchange factor activity.
UCGGCGAGGCCCGGCGGGAGGGCGGCUGCGAUCCGCCGCGGCCGGCGAUGGGAGAUGGAGGGAGCCGGCGGUGCGGCAGAAACACUUGUGCGGGAUAAUGACAUAUCAGCUCAUGCCCAGAAUGUUGCCAAGGCCAAAUAUGAAUUUUUGUUUGGCUUGGAAGAAGAGAAGCCUUCAGGAAUGGGUAGUGGCCGUGGAAGCAGCAGUUUGCCUCCUCAUACCAUCAUCAAUGAAUUUCCAGAGUAUGGCACUGUAGAGUCGAGCAGACAAGCUCCAUCAGCUCUAUCGACGUGCCAGGCCGAGCCUGUAACACACAGUCCAGAAAGACGGGACAGUCACCACCGUGUCAGGCCUAUUCCUCAGUGCGCAGCUCCUGCUCAUAAUUUGAGGCCUGAUGCAGGGGCAGUGCAGCUUCACACCCCCGAAGAAGGUUUGCAACCCGCGGGUAAUCUGCCAGAGAUUAUGAAAAUCUCUCGACAGCUAGAAGCAGCAAAGGUGCAAGAAAGAGCAAAUACUUCUCUCGAUUCAGAGACGCAAAUGGAAAAAAAGUGUGUUACUGGCAGCCAAAAUGUGCAGGCAGCCAGAGAACCAGUUCCAACAGGCCAAGAAAAACUCUCAGACAUGCUUCUUCCAUCUGAACGAACAGCUGAGGAAAAAAAGUAUUUGAUCGUAGAGAAAGAUCUGGCUUCAGUACGGGCUGGAGAAAAACAGUCUGAAUCCUCACAAGCCGUAAGUAAUAAAGCAGAGGAGGUCCACACAGCUCAGGAACCAAGCUGUCACAAGUCAUCUGUGACAAACCUGGAAGCAGUUAGCAGAGUGGAGAGGGGGACACGUUUUGAGGAGUUUUCAGAGCACAAUCAAGGCAAAAUGCAAACAGGUACUGAGAGAAGGCUUGCUAAAGAGGCAGCUGUGAGUAAACAUGUAGAAUUUCAAGGUGUGGAGAUCUUAUGGCUGGAAAAAGCUGAGGAGCAGAAAAGAAGGAAGCACUCACUGCUGGACUCUGUGUCUGUGGAGAGGAAGGCAUUCGCCAAAACAUCCAGCCACUCUGUGUCACCAAUGGUCUCCCCAGCCUUGCUUUCCUUGCCAGACAGUGCGUGGAAUGAGGUCUGUGAAGACCCAAGGCUGGAACCUGCUGCUUCUGGAGCCACUCCUCUACCACUGCUCGAAGAAAGCAGGAUGGAUGAAGUUUCUGUGAAGGACAGGAAGAACUGUGGUGAGGAGGAGAUGACUGUGCUUGCAAGAGGCCAGGGCAGGAUGGUGGAGGAGGGGGAAGCCGCCACAGGAGGAUAUGAAGAUUUCCUUGGGCAGAGGCACUCUGACGUCUCCACUGAUCUGUACAGCUCACAGUUUGAAAACAUCCUAGACAAUGCAUCUUUGUACUACAGUGCGGAAUCUCUGGAGACAUUGUACUCGGAGCCCGAUAGCUACUUCAGCUUUGAGAUGCCACUCACUCCCAUGAUCCAGCAGCGCAUGAAGGAGGGUGGACAGUUUUUAGAUAGGACAUCAGCCGUGGGGCAGACAGAUGUCCCUGACAGGGAGGUGAAGGGAUGUGGUGAAGGCAUCGCCAAUGGCUUAAGGGAUGUAAGCGAAACACUCUUCAAAGGAGACAUCACAGAAGUCCCUCGUCUGGAAAGCAAUGUUGGCCUACAGAAUGUGGUGUUAGACUCCAGUGCAGCCAUGGGGAGCAGUGAACUUCAGGAGAAAGAUGCCACUGGAGCCCUUGGCCACGACCUCAGCAAUGGCGGCAGCAGCAAUUUGGAAGCAGCCAGGCGCCUGGCUAAGCGCCUCUACCAUCUGGACAGAUUCAAACGCUCUGAUGUAGCAAAACAUUUGGGUAAAAACAAUGAAUUCAGCAAGCUUGUGGCCGAAGAAUAUCUUAAAUUUUUUGACUUCACAGGCAUGACGCUGGACUGUUCUCUCAGGAGUUUCUUUAAAGCCUUUUCACUUAUUGGAGAAACUCAGGAACGAGAGAGAGUUUUAAUCCACUUCUCCAGCAGAUACUACCAGUGCAACCCAAACGCCAUUUCUUCUCAAGAUGGAGUUCACUGUCUCACGUGUGCCAUGAUGCUGUUGAACACAGACCUCCAUGGCCAUAACAUUGGGAAGAAGAUGACCUGCCAAGAAUUCAUUGCUAACCUCCAGGGGAUGAACGAUGGCAAAGACUUCCCGAGAGGGCUCUUGAAGGCCCUCUACAAUUCAAUCAAGAAUGAGAAGUUGGAAUGGGCAGUGGAUGAAGAAGAGAAAAAAAAAUCUCACUCGGACGGUGCAGAUGAAAAGGAUAAUGGGAACCAGACAAAGGCUGUCAGUCGAAUUGGCAAUUCAAAUAACCCAUUCCUGGACAUCCCUCACGACUCCAAUGCUGCCGUGUAUAAAACUGGAUUUCUGGCUCGGAAAAUCCAUGCAGAUAUGGAUGGAAAGAAAACUCCCCGGGGAAAACGAGGCUGGAAAACCUUUUAUGCUGUGCUGAAGGGAACAGUCCUGUACUUGCAGAAGGAUGAAUAUAAGCCAGAAAAGGCUUUGUCAGAGGAAGAUCUGAAGAAUGCGGUUAGUGUGCACCAUGCGCUGGCAUCCAAGGCAACAGACUAUGAGAAGAAACCCAAUGUCCUCAAGCUUAAAACAGCAGAUUGGAGAGUCCUGCUUUUCCAAGCCCAGAGCCAAGAAGAAAUGCAGACCUGGAUCAACAAGAUUAACUGUGUGGCUGCUGUCUUCUCUGCACCACCAUUUCCAGCAGCCAUUGGCUCUCAGAAGAAGUUCAGUCGCCCACUCCUACCAGCCACCACAACAAAGCUAUCUCAGGAUGAACAGCUGAAGUCCCAUGAAGCUAAGCUGAAGCAGAUCUCGACUGAGCUUGCUGAACAUCGCUCCUAUCCUCCUGACAAGAAGCUCAAAGGCAAGGAAGUAGAUGAUUACAAACUGAAGGACCACUAUCUGGAGUUUGAGAAAAAUCGCUAUGAGAUUUAUGUUGGCCUACUGAAAGAAGGGGUGAAGGAGCUGCUGAGCGGAGGAGAGAACGAUGCGCCAGGACUGAAGAAAUCACACUCAAGUCCUUCUUUGAAUCAGGAGUCGCCAGUUAGUGCCAAGGUGAAACGCAAUGUCUCAGAGAGGAAGGACUACAGGCCAGAAACACCUAGCAUUAAGCAGAAGGUCACUUAGGGUGGAAAUGACAACUAGGGGAACAGCCGUGCAGCAAAGUAUUGGUGGUCAAAAUUUUUUCAUUUAAUAACCUGUCAUUCACAAAAAAUAAGUGCAUCUGCCUGAAUGGGGUGUUAGUGACAUUUUCUAUUGUAUAUUUUGCUGUUUCUGUGCAGAUUGUGGGAGAUGUCUUUGCUCCUGCUUUGCUUUGCUUUGUUAAUUUAUCAUUUAGCAAUUGAAACAUCGGGACUUUUUUGUGUUAUUCUGUUUCUAAAGGAGCUGGGGAAGGGGUAGAACGCUGUGAUGUUUAUUCUGUCUCCUCCCCGUUUAUCUCCUCCCAUCGGCAUGUGGCUUUCAUCUCUCAAGUCACUUGUCACUUUAUUUACGUGGUGGGUGGGAAAAAUAACUGGACAAGUGCUGCAGUGCUGUGAAUGCGAGCUGUAGCUGUGAGAAAAGCUGUGCAAACGUGCAGCUGCAGAAGGCUGACUAGAGGCUUAGGGUGCUGGGAACACUAGUUUCCUGACAAUGUGGGGCAUGUUGGUACUGGUACUUAGCAGCAGAUGGUACAGUAAAUAGUCACUGUUGCUUAUUGUUACUGCAUUGACCCUGGACACUUUGUGAGUGUGAAGGAUUGAAACCUGGAAACCCCUGGCAAUGCUGAGAUGAUGGCGUUGGAGUAAUUUGUUUGUUUCCUUCCAAGCAGAGAACCUUCUCCUGAGUUUGCAGGCUGGAAGGCACCCAGACCCAUGCUGUCUCUGCAGUCAGGAAGAUUAGGGAUUACCCAGUUGGAAUGGCUAUCUGGGCUUCACAUUUUUUUGCAGAGAGGGCUGCUGUAGAUGUCAGCCAUUAGCAUUAUAUAUUAAUUAUAUAUAUUAAAGACAAAGGGCCUCUGUGUAGUUUUUAACUAUACGCUCUCACUUAGCUGCUAUAUAGAGCCUUAUGAUAUAUUGUGUCAUGUCGCUUCCCCUUCCAGGGGUUCCUUGUCGGUGUGCACAGAGAGCUGCUUUCAAUUCCUCUCAUAGUGACAAAGCACUUUGCCUUUCUUCUUCAGAACGGGAUUCUCCUCAGUUCUCCAUUUUCCUUCUUUAGCUCACAUAUAGGUGGAAGAGGCUGGUGCCUCCUGCAUAUCUCCUGUGCCAGGCUUUCCAAGGGGAGCACAGGUCUGGGAGAGACCACCAUGGGUAGGUCUUUCCAUACCUGAAAGGCCCUUGUUUGUGCCAUAGACCCUUGGGGUGGCCAGCAGUUUCCAAGCACAGAGAGCAGAAAGAUGACGUAGUAGUAAUUUUCCUACUUCCCAGCCCCUCUUGUCUGGGCAGUCUCAUGGCUCUGCAGAGAGUGAUGGCUCUCCUGUUACCUAACCUGUUACCUGAGUUUUAAUCUCAGUUUUCAUACUGGCCCACAGGGUGAGCUUGGAUAGGUGUCUCCCAUUUUGUAUCACCCUUUCUCUAUAUGAAGUAGUACUACCAAACUGGCCUUUCCCACAGAGCGCCUUGGGAGAUAAUGUUGAGGGCCAGUUGAAAAUUGCUCCUUGCUGUUUGUUCUGUUGUGCCUGGCACAGGACAACCUUCUUGUUGAAUUCAAUUCUUGAUGCAUAUAGAAACGUCAAGAUCAAUGCAAGGACUGUUUAGAAAUGCACUGGUGUUUUCAGCCCAAGUAGUAAAAGGGCCACACAUCAAAAAAAUUGCUACCUGAGUGGAUGUGUGUUCUGUCAGGCUUCCCAAGGGUCCUAAUCAAUUAAUCUAGUUUUAUUGAGCUGCUAGUCCAGUGGGCAGAACUAGGAGUGAUCAAAGAGAAAAGGCCUUUAGCAGGCACUGCAUGAUUUGCCUUCCCUACCAAGUACCACCAUGCAACAGCUUUCCUAGUGUUGUUCCGACUGUUGGCUGUAACAAUGAUGUUGCACUCUCAGAUGUGAGGUUUUGGGGCAAAUUGAUCCUUACAGCUGCAGUCUGGCAGCAAAGCCAGAUGAGACAUCACACGAGUGAUGUUGGGAUGCACAUCAAUCUGGCAUCUGCCACAGCUGGGGAAUGCUGAAUACACCUUUGGGAAGAAAAUUUGACCUCCCUGUUACGAUUAAGGAGUGAUAUUUAGUGUUCCCACUGAGCCUGUCCAAACUACAUGGCCCUGGGUCACUCCCUCCUUCCCCUCCCCAUCCUUGCAGUGGGCUGGAGAAAAUUUGAGGCAUAAAAGGCAAAGAUCACAGGUUGAGAUAACAAUUUACUGGAAAUGGCAAUGAGACAAGAAAAUGAAUGGUAAACAACAACAGUAUUAAUAACAGAGUGUUCAAGAAUGCUCACCAUGCAGAACCCAAUACCCAACCAUUUGUGACCCAGAAGGGACAUCUUCUGUUCCUGGAAAAUGACAUGAGGUGGUAUAGAAUAACCUUCAAGUCCAAGCCAUGCUCCUGCUGGGCUACUGCAUAAAUUAGUCCUGGCCAGAACCAGUACAUCAUUCUCUGAAUUAUUUUAUAUAACUAUAGGAUACAUGCAGCAGAAGCAAAACCCAAAAAAGGUGCAGAUCUAUAAAUGGCCCUGCUUGGCUGUCAUGGUUGGGUGAGUAGAUGAUCUUUUUGAAGGCAGGCUAGAACAUGCUUGGCAAACCUCUUGUGUUUAUGGAGUGCAGUGCUUCAAAAGGCAAAGAGGUGACAUCUAACUUUCUUCUUCCCUGGUUUUAAACGUGUUUUGGUUGCUGAAAAUUCCAGUUAAAUUGCUGAGCUCAAAAAGAUACUGCUCUUGUUAAAUGCAUUUUCCAGCUUUGACACAGAAACUGGGUAAUUCCUCUUCAAAGUCAUUGCAGAAAAGAUGAUUUGAAGCCAUAGGAAAAAUCAAAAAGUGAACUGCAAAAAAUAUGGUUUUUUUCAUUAUUUAUUAUCUAUUUCCAUGUAUACUUGUAAACAUAGAGUAUUUUUUUAGGUCUCAUCUGAGUGUAUCAAAUGAAGUUUUUCACUGCAUUUUUUACUCAUUAAACAUUUGUUGAGCUUACAGCAGUCUUGCUGAGAUGCUGAGGCGUGCAGAUCAGUUUACCCAGAACUUAUAGUAUCUACUUCAGUUUUAAUUAAUACCAUUUUCCUUUGUUGCUUUACAAUCUAUAAGCAUCCCAGGUACCUGUGUAGAAAUGCACGCUUUGGAGAAUAAGAAAAAAGAGUGAUCCUCUUGUGAAAAUCUAAGACUCCUGCCCUCCCUUGGGAAUAGGUUCAUCUACCAAUUAGUACUGUAAUUAUUUUUUUUCCCUCCUGAUGAUACUAUAAAGGAUAGGGCAGGUUCUCAGUUGGUCUAAGUGGUGCAUCUCCUUGAAUAGCACCAUUAAGAGUCUGACCAGAUAACUUUGCACGGUACCCUGCACCCUGCCUUUCUUUGCUGAAAUGUUUGCCUUUGGGGAAGAUCAGUGCUUGAUUGCAGUGACUCAGUAGCUCUGAUUGCAGUGUGUAAAGAUAUUCUGCUGGUUUCCAGCCCACCUCUGGGACUUGAGCUGCAAAUCACUGGAGCAGCCUGCAGUUUCCUGGGUGUACUCAGUGUAAGGAGUUACUGGCUGGCCGCCAUAAGCAUGUGUGCUUGUGGGAGAGCCUUUGCAUGGGUGGCGCAGGGAGGUGUCAUCCUUCCUUGUCACCCUCCUGCUCCACUGUGCUAUCCUUGCUCAGGCGAGGCCUCUGCCUGCAUGUAGAGAGUGGGGAUGUAAAGACGGGGAGCAGGCUAAGGCUAACACCUCCUUACUCUCCCUUUCUUAAGGUGCAGACAGUGGUUCUGGGGGGACCCACCCGGCUCUGAAGCGUUGCUGGCUCCAGAGACUGAACUGUUUGCUAUCCCCAGCUAAGGGAGGAAAGACAGGAAAGGGUCCCACUAGUCUGCACCUGACAGCAGAGGGCCUAUGGAGAAGGGAAGAACUGCCUUCCCCUCUCUCCAUCCAAUGACCAAAGUGGGUGAAAUACUCUUCUGAAGCCAAUACCAUACUCUCCUCUAUAAUUCAGCAGGAUGCAGGGGACUGUUUGAGAUUUUUUUCAUCAGUGGCUGCAAAAGAGUCUCCCUGGACUAGUUGUGUGUUUGUCUGCAUCUUGCAGAUUAAUUACGUAUGAACCAGUGAACAUGACUACAGCCUCUAAAUCCAGUAUUUAUGUUGUGUCUUCAGUUGAUGUAGAGUGGUAAGUCAGCCAGCAGAGUGAUUAAUGCAGCAGAGUUGUACAGGAAUGCUGUUCAGCUGCGUUGCCAACUCAAGAGUUUUUCAUCUGUAGCCAGACACUUGUAAAUGGUUACCAGAAAUUUUCUAAUGAUUAGUAACAGCUUCUCACUAAAGUACUUUCCCUCUGAUCCUGCCUGCUCCCAGGUUGCAGUCUGUCUGUAUUAAGGGGCUCUCAUGUAGAGCUGUGCUCUGCACAGCCCUGCUUUGAGGAGGAGUUUGGCCUAACAGACCUCCAGGGACUGGAAUUGUUCAGUGACAUUUGACAGUUCCAAUGCCUUCGAAUAACAAGGCUGGUUGCUCUUAUGGCUUGAAAAACCCAAAACUUUUGCCUUUCUCCAAUGGGGAAAUGAGGUUCUUGCUUGACUGGAGUAGGCCAUUCAGUGAAGAUGUGGUUAUGGCAGUAGAAGAAGUCAGAGAUUACAGGAUUAUCAUCAGGCUUCUUGGGGGCAUUGUAUGGCAAUGUUCUCCUUGGAAGUGGGAAUGGCUUUUCUCUGCAGAUGGCUUACUGCUUACUUUGUCUGCAUUCUCCAUUUUUAAAUUAAUUUUGGUCUUAUUGCAGUUAGUCUGACAGCUCCUCCUCCUUUUCUGACAAGCUACACUUGUCUGUCAUCUUAGCACCUCAGCUGCUUCUGUAUAACAGGUUUGUUUCCUUCCAGGCUUGCAGAAAUCCAAAAAUUUGACUCUCCCAUCUUGCAUUGAGAAAACCUGCUCUGAAGCAGUGCUGCAUUGAAUGGAUAACCCUGUGAACAGCUUUUUCACUCUGCUUGUUGGUAGCCUGUGUUUCCAGCCACAGUUAUAGCUGGGAGGUGCGAGACCGAGUUUUAGACUGCCAUGAUUCUCUAGUUGUAUGCUGCAGGGAUGCUGAGUCCCCCUUCCCACACUUGACACCAGACACUUGCAACAUUCCCACUCUUCUAGUAUCCACGUUGGAAACACUGGCUGCUUCUGCAGGGUCAAAGGCAGUAUACACAUCUUAUGCCAAGAAACCUUGCAGCUUGCUGCUUGUUGAAUUUUCUUCAGUAUUGCUCUACCCAGGCUCUGGGACAUCACAUCUGCUCUGAGGGGGCAGUUAAGAAGUCCGCAUUUCUCAUCAGAGCACAAUCAUUGCUCCCCAUCAUGUGUUCUCAGCAUCUGUUAUCUAGGCUUCUUAAGGGGAACCACAGAAGCUGUUUCAGGAAAAGCUAGUCUGCAGCUUGUGCUUUUUAAAGGAUAUUUUUAGUGCAUACAGAAGCAGUACGUCUGCUCUGCUCUCUCCCAGAGCUCUCCCAGCAGCAUAGGUAUAGCAUAGUGGGUUGCUUCACCUGGAGCUUCACUGUGGAGACCUGAACUUCAGGAAGAAGAGGCUUUGUCAGCCUUCAGAGAAAUGCUACCACCUGAACUGAGCAUCAGUGCACAGGACAAUGAUGCUGUAUGAAGAAGCCAGUGCCACCCUCCAUGGAUGGUCACCUGCUGGAGACUGUGAGCUCUAGCAUUGCCCUCAGUGUUGGAGGUAAUGAGGAAUGGUGGCUUCCUUUUCCAUCUAGUCUGUGCUGAGGAACUGUCUUUACCACCCGCUACUUUUCUCCCUUGUGACAGCAGCACCCUUAUCCAAAGAUACCACAGUCCCUUUGUAAGAAGACUGGUUUACAUGAGAGCAAGGAGGAGAGGUCAUUGGAAAAAGUCUGAAUGCCAUCUGGGAGUAUCUGCUCUGCUGAUGGCAGCAUACAGUUAAACAUUGAAAGGAGGCAGACCCAGCCUUGCCUGAGAGAAUGUCCCUUGCUCAGUUUGUUAGCUGAAUUAAGGUUGUGUUUUAGUUAUUUAUUAGAGCGCAUCCCUUACCAAAUGCAAGCAAAAACUUUCACAAAGAUUCGACCAUUGACUUGACUUUGCCCUUGUGGUCAAAAGGAGCAAAUUCAGGCUAGUCCAAGGUGUUCUCUCUUGCCUGCCUUUGAACGCUUAAUUAUUCCAUAAAAAUAAUAGAUGUUUAAUCAAUGAAGAUCGCUCCAUGGCAUCUGCUUUUAAAGCGAGCCAGGAACCAGCUGGGGUAUAGGCCAGAGGUUUAUUUGGACCAAUAAAGGUACAUCACUUAGCAAUGCAAGCACUGAAAGUGCAACAAGCCGCAAGGGCAGGAUUUUUCUCUGACAUAAACCACUGUAAUUAGUAGCCACUCUAGCAGUGAUCCUGUCUAACUCACCUAAAUGAGACUAGCACAAGAAGACAAUUUUUGUCUAAACAGGCAACAUUUCAGCUUAGGCCAAUUGAUAUCAUGGUGUAGUGACAGAGCAGCUAGCUAAGCUGCCAUGAAGACUUGUUUGGCACAAAAUCCUCCAACUCCCCUUAUCCUCUUGCUGGGAAGAAGGAGAUAAAUGCUAUUGAGUCUGUGUCACCACACAGUGCAAACUCUACUGGUAAUAUAAGUCUUAACUCACAGACUUACGAAAUUCUCAUACUCAGAGCUGUCAGAUGCUGAAAGACUGUAGGAUGAGAACAGGGGUGGGUUGUGGUAGGGUUUUUUUUUAAAUUUGUACAUAUUCAUGACAACUGUGUCCUCUUACUUGAGUCUAGAAUUAUAAUUUGGCUAAAAGGACAGAGUUUUUUGGGUGUUGAAAAGCUUUAAAAUCACUCCUCUGUGUGAGGUACACUCUGAGACUUAUAUUACUUGAUGAACAUGUUUAAGUGAUGCCUAUAGAUGUGUGUAUUUCCUAAGUAUAGUAUGGCUUCUAUGGCUCAGCACUGCAGAACCUGCUGUUCUUUUCUGAGGCUUGUUUGGUCAAAGCACUUCAGCAGCUGCAAACAUUGUUAGGAUGCUUGUUGUUCUAAUUGUUCUCAAGUGAGGUUAAACAGCUAUCAGAGCUUUUGCAGAUUUAAAGUAUACUUUGAGCUGCCUUCAUCUUCAUGUGUUGUCCACCAGGGGCUGCCUGUUGUUUUGCAUGUUGAAAGCAAGGCAUAUAUUUGAGAGUCUAAGCAAGAGCUAGUGGGUGGAAUUUUCUGCUAGCUUAACACUGGGCUGACUUUCUCUCUGUUUAUAUCAGCUGAUGCCUGUACAAGGAGCAUCCAUGCUGACUUCUUCUGAAAAUCGUGCUCUGGGGAUCUAAUACACAGCUUUACUUCUGAAAACGUUGACCUUGCUCUGUGAAAAUUCGGCAAAGGGACAUCAUGUCCAGAGUGUCUGAGAAGGACAGGUGCCUGUGAUGUCUCCUGCAGAUACAGCAGUGCAGCAGUAGUGAGGGGUCUUUUUUCAUCAACUGUUCAAAUUUCCAGAAGAGUGGCUCAUCAGUAGGGAAGAGAAGAGCAACAGGGCUGAAAUGAUGUAUCUUGGGCAUCUCUUAUGCCUCCCAGAGGUUUCUUUUGAGAGCAUUGAGCAACCUUUUAACAAGUUGCUGGUCUGAGGAAAAAGACAUAGGGAAACCCACUGAGUUUUCCUGUUGUGUUCUAGUAAGGGCAACAGUAGCAUGAUCUGCAUUAUUCUAGAAAGAGAGAGCAAAAGUCGAGGGUGCGAUUCUUCCCUGGGGACAUAAAACUCUUAUCAUGCAGUUAGGUUGAAGCACUUGAGCAACUUCAAUAGUGAAACUAUGCCUUUGCACUUCACUGGACCACAGCUAGAGUGAUUGCGCCUUGCAGAACUGAGAUGUGAGUGAACUGCAGCUCAGAAUGAAAUGAAGGAGACCACUGUGUAACCGUGCUUUGGACAAGCUGCAGCCCUGUAAUCUUUUUUCGGGUACUGGGCUUCUCCCUUGGGUUUCCUGCCCUCCAUGGUGAUGGGAAGAUGUGGGUGAGCACUGUCAGUUUCAGAGUCGCAGUUAAGAAGUGUCAUUUACCCACUACCUGAGCUGUUGCUAUGUUGUUUUCCCUUAGGCUGAGAAAGAGGACUGAAUUUUCAGUCAAUGUUGCUUGGUAGCCAGUGGGGAAGCAUAACUCAGCAGUGGUGAUGCAGAAAAACAUUUUGCACAUGUGUGUACAUACACCUUAGACAUCUCUUGUGUGCAGAACUAACGUUACAACUUGACAACAGUCCUUGCAAGACCUUUCCUCUGGGUGGUCUCCAAUCGCUUCUGUGAUGUGUAGGAACCUUAUUUCUGGUAACCUUGAAUUCAGUUUACUCUCAUCACUGAAUUGCUGGAGUGUUUUUCAUGUAAUACACUAGAGACAGUCCCAGUCUCACCACUUUGUGGUAACUUCUUGGUCUGCUGUGAAGCAACAACAUUGAGGUAGCCAUUAAGUCUUUUCCAGCAGCAUGGAACUUGCUGUUCUGACUCUUGGGGAGGUCAUCAUCUCAGGUUUGACACUAUCCUACUACCAGGACACCCUGUUUUGUCCCUGGGAAUAGGCAUGGCCAGAAAAGCAUGCUGGGUGGUUAGAGUCAGAGCUGUGCAGACUUAAGUCAAUCCCUGAUUCAGGGAAGAUUUUUCCAUGUGCUGCUGAUGUCCAUAAGGACUCAAACAUAUACUUGCUUACACAGAGAUGCUUUCCUGAAGCAGAGUUGUCACUCUUUUCUACAGGUAUCACAGGAUGCCCUCCCUUAUUCUGCUUCAUGUAUCUGGUACUAGAAUGAUCAUUUCCUGAUAAAUGAAGGCACUUAAUCAGUCCUCUUCCCCUUGGAAGAAGGACUUUUGGGGAUAUUGUUAUAUCAUUUAAAAUAAUAUUUUGGAAUUUAAGUUUACAUUGCUUUAUUUUUCACUUGAGGUGACUGUAUAUAAAUAUUUUCCUCUAUUUUAUCAUUGCUGAUAAAGUAAGCCUACAGUAUACAGACAAAUAAUUUGCCUUUGAUGUAUUGAAACUGUGAGAUAAAAAGUAGAUUUCUCUCUUGUGUCCAUGUUCCUGACUAUAACUCUGUUCCUCUGUGUUUUUAUAAGUUGGAAUAAAUGUUGCUUACGGGCAACAAAGAGCCUGCAAGCUUCCCAAUAAUUUUUGUCAUUGAACUCAAGCAACCCUAUUGAAGGAUCUCACAUAUGUAUAAUGAUAUAUGUAUAUGUACAAACUUUAGAAAGAAAUAAACCAAAUGUAUUUCA